Messenger RNA from Astyanax mexicanus (Mexican tetra), 6589 nucleotides. RefSeq names its product zinc finger and BTB domain-containing protein 7C. The coding region runs from base 2453 to 4414 and encodes 653 amino acids. NCBI's taxonomy places the organism in Eukaryota, Metazoa, Chordata, Actinopteri, Characiformes, Acestrorhamphidae. The transcript is spliced from 3 exons. The record is from RefSeq and is a predicted model, not a curated record. Gene Ontology annotation, molecular function: protein binding; DNA-binding transcription factor activity, RNA polymerase II-specific; RNA polymerase II cis-regulatory region sequence-specific DNA binding. Gene Ontology annotation, biological process: regulation of transcription by RNA polymerase II.
GCAGGUUUACAGGAGAUGAAACAAUUUUUUUUUCAUUUUUUUGACACAUAAAAAACACAUGAAACAGCUGUCAUUUUGAUAUUAUGUCAAAAAACAACAAAUAUGCACAUAAUAUAUUUUAGAUUAAUUAGUUUCAUGUGAUGACAUAAAUACACAGAUUUUAAAAGCACGUUAUGGAAAUCACUCACUUGAAAAAAAAGCACAGCAGAAAAAAAAACCCACAUGAAAAAUGUAAAAGUGCUUCUAGUGUAAAAAGAAGUCCGGAUGUGGAAACAGGUGUGAAAAAACACGUCUUAAAAACCCUCUCUGAUUAUUCACAUGUGGCUCAUCUGUAAGGGUUUAAAUUUGGUCAGUCAGCUGAACUAAUGACUCAAAGCUGAAAGUGUAAAUUUCUAAUGUAAAUCGUGCUCUCUUCUAAUGAUCACUGCAGCCCUUCAGAGUUAAUCCCCUCAGGAUUUACUGCAGUUUUCAGUGUGUUGGACUCAUUAAGGGACAGUAAUGCAUCACAUGUACCUUUUCUCAUGGUUUUAGAGCAGCUGUUUAGCAGCCAGACAAAAUAUUAAUUUCUAAACUUUUGAAUCAGAGUGAAUAAACAGCAGGUUUUGGGCUGAAUGCCCUGUCAAGAUGAUCUGUAUCAAAGUAGAGACGCUUUAAGAAGAUGAAAGUUCACAGGAAGUUGCGUUUUCUGCCUGUUAGAGGUGUGAAAGUAGACCUGGUGUCAGGCUUGGCCUGAUUUAACGUGAACAUCAGUACAGUACAGUACAGUACAGUACAGUAAAGAACAGUACAGUACAGUACAAUACAGAACAUUAGAGGACAGUACAGUACAAUACAGUGGAGUUCAGUACAGUGCAGUAGAGUACAGUAAAGUACAGUACAACACAGGACUAUACACUAGAGUACAGUAAAGGACAGUACAGCACAAUACAAAACAUUAGAGGACAGUGAAGUACAGUACAAUACAGUACAGUAUAGUAUAAUAUAGUAGAGUAUUGUACAACACAGUACAGUGCAGUACAAUAUAGUAGAGUAUUGUUUAAUACAGUACAGUAGAGUGGAGCACAGUACAAUGCAGUAUAGUGCAGUUCAAUACAAUACAGGACAGUAGAGUAGAGUGCAGUACAUUUCAUUUGCCCUGAUUAAGUGCCAAAUAACUAUAAUAAAAAAAAUAAAAUAUUUUUUAUUAGACAAAGUAAUCGUUUCAGUCAAUUUUAAUCUAUCCAAGUAAUUCAAGGUCCUUUCUAUUCACCCAAAUCAAUCUACAUCGUUCUUUUUAUUUAUUCUUUACUUACUUAUUUUUGUUGACCCAAGUAAUUCUGUAACAGUUUUUGAAAGGUAUAAAACCAUUAAUAGAAAUGCAUCAGGUUGUUUAAUUGGUUCUUCAAAUACAAUGAAACCUAUUUGUAGGUGUUUCUUCUUCUUCUUCUUCUUCUUCUUCUUCUUCUUCUUCUUCUUCUUCUUCUUCUUCUUCUUCUAAGCGUAGGUUUAGUAGUAGUACUAAACCAGAGAGAGUUAAGGAGUAAUAAAAUCCUUUUUUACCUUCUAUACACAGUACAGAACCCUGUACACUUCACUCCUCCUGUUCUAUUUCUCUCUUUCACUUCUUUCUCUCUCUCGUUCUCUUUUCUGUAGAGGCAUAAAUAGUGUUGGCAUGGCCUGGCCUGCCCCCCUCCCUGGUUCUCUGGCCGGUCCCUCUGUCCCGGCAAAUCUGCUGUUAGAAAAACCUAAAAAUUCAUUUAGACUGACCCCAAAUCAGAGGGUGUCUGCACCGCGGCCUUUAUUACACAGCGAGGAUAACUUGUGUUGUGGAGGAGGAUGGGGUAUUAUUAUCUCUGCCUUACCCACCCAGCUAUAAAAACUAGUGGUGCAGCAUCUCUACAUACAUCUCUCUCUCUCUCUCUCUCUCUCUCUCUCUCUCUCUCUCUUUUUCUCUCUCUCUCUCUCUCUCUCUCUUUCUGCUGGCUGUACAGAGGGUCCACCUCUUCUCUCUCUCUCUCUAUUUCACUCUCCUCCUUCCUGCCUGCUGCUCACCCACUUGCUCUCUGUCUCUGUCUCUCUCCACGCUGCUCUGCACGUGUGUGUGUGUGUGUGUGUACGCGAGUGUAUGCGAGUGUGUGUGAGUGUGUGUGUGUGAGGGAGAGCGAGCGCUGUUGUUUCUGCCACUGUGCUGGAUGAUGUUGAUGAUGAGGAUGAUGAGGAUGAUGAUGAGCCGGGGGGGAGUUUUGUGAAUGGAGGGAGGAUAACUGCAUGAGUGAGAAUGGAUAAGGAGCGCGGGGUGAGCGAGAGUGGGAGAUGAGACAGACAGAUAGACAGACAGACAGACAGGGAGAGAGAGAGAGAGAGAGAAAGAGAGAGGGAGAGAGGGAGAGAAAGAGAGAGGACGCAACAUCACUUUGUAGUCUCAGGAUCAUUCACAUACGUUCCAGAGGAGGCUGGAGGUUCCUAUGAGAUUAUGGCCCACGGCGAGGAAGACCUCAUUGGGAUCCCCUUCCCAAACCACAGCAGCGACGUCCUGUGCAGCUUGAACGAGCAGCGACGUGACGGUUUGCUCUGCGACGUUGUCCUGGUGGUGAAGGACCAGGAGUACCCCACCCACCGAUCUGUGCUCGCUGCAUGCAGCCAGUACUUCAAGAAGCUUUUCACAGUUGCAACAGGUGAUGGUGACCUAAGCCAGCACGGCGUCUAUGAGCUGGACUUCGUAGCGCCCGAAUCGCUGACGGCCAUUCUGGAGUUUGCCUACACAUCAACGCUGACGGUGACGGCGUCCAACGUGAAGGAGAUCCUGGGCGCGGCGCGGCUUUUGGAAAUUCCCUGCAUCAUCAAUGUUUGCUUGGAGAUCAUGGACACGGGGGGAGGGGGAGGAGGAACCGGAGGUGGAGAAGGAGAGGGAGAGGAGGAGGAGUUUGAGGAGGAGGACGAAGAUGAGGAUGAGGAGGAAGAGGAGGAGGAUGAAAUGGUGGAGGAGGCGGAAGAUGAGUCAAAAGAUGGCGAGGACCGUGAUGAGGAUGACAUCAGCGAAAGCAGAUCUGUACACGCAGAUCUUAUCGACAACCAGGAGAGACAAUCUUCUAAAGGAGAAAGAGGUGCAGAAAGCCCAGCUUGCAGCUCCCAGCAGAGGGUGCACCCAGACCGAGAGCUGGCCACCUCCAGGCCUGACUCCCAGAGAUGCCGAUCGGGCACUCCAGAGACCUUUUCGGGCGACAAACCCAGGGAUCAAGAGGGACUUGAAGGUAGAGCUCUGAAAGACUUCUCCAUCGAGUCCCUACUUCAAGAAGGGCUAUACCCAAAGAUGCCAGGUCUGGAAAGAGGAGGGGCAGGCAUUUCCUCACUGCUACCUGGAUUCUAUCCACCAAUGUGGGCCACAGAGUUCCCCAGCUUCCCCCAUCUUCUGGAUCCCCAUCGCCCACCUCACCCUUACCCCUCAGCUCCACUGGAGAGUGGCCCUUUAGACCUCGCCAUCAAGAAAGAGGUCAUCAAAGAGGAGCUGAAAGAUGAGCUCCCCAGUGCUCUGCUCCACAGAGACUUUCUCAAAGACUUCAUGAGCCCCGGAGUCGGCGUGGGCCCUGAACCUUCUCUCAGCCACAUCAAAGACGAGGCAGACCUUCGUAACUACCUGAGCUUUCUCUCUGCGUCUCACCUGGGGACGCUGUUUCCCCCAUGGCAGCUUGAGGAAGAGCGCAAGCUGAAGCCCAAAGCGUCCCAGCAGUGUCCCAUCUGCAACAAGGUGAUCCAGGGCGCGGGAAAACUACCUCGGCACAUGCGGACACACACCGGCGAGAAGCCCUACAUGUGCUCCAUCUGCGAGGUCCGCUUUACAAGGCAGGACAAGCUGAAGAUCCACAUGCGUAAGCACACGGGCGAGCGGCCCUACAUCUGCCUCCACUGCAACUCCAAAUUCGUGCACAACUACGACCUGAAGAACCACCUGCGCAUCCACACGGGCGUGCGGCCGUACCAGUGCGAGCACUGCUACAAGAGCUUCACCCGCUCCGACCACCUGCACCGGCACAUCAAGCGCCAGAGCUGCCGCGUCUCGCGCCCGCGGCGGGGACGCAAGCCCUCCGCCUGGCGCUCCUCCGGCUUCCUCUUCCCGCAGGACGCCCACUCGCUCCAGGGGGAAAGGACCCUGCGGCUGCCUGCCCACGGCCCGCCUGUGCCGGGUCAUCUGUCGGUGGCGGUGGCGGAGGCGCGGCCCCCGGCCGGCAGAGGGCUGGAGGACUUGGACGCGAGCAGCAGGGAGAGCCUGACAGACAGGAAGCUCAUCUCAGAGGAGGUGGAGAGGAAGAGGGGGGUGUUCGCCUUCGCCCUGGCCAGGGAGGACAUUCUACCGCACCCGCCGUUCUACCCCACCACCCCUGACCCCUGGACCAUGAGACUGGAGCGAGCUCCGCCCAUCCCAGAGGCAGCAAACUGACCCCGAGCGACCGGGUCUCUCGCGCACAAACUCUCUCUGAACUCUCUAAAAACUCUCUAAGAACUGAAGAAAGAAGAUUCCUCAAAGAUCUCUUAAACAAUCUCUCAAACAAUCUCUGCAAAUCUACAGACUUUGGAAAAAUCCUCGAAACUAUUUGCCGAUUGCAGCUUCCUAAUGUGAUUACAGGGAUUUUAAAUACUUCUUUAAACAAAAAAAACAAUCAAAAGCGUUAAUGAUCUGGAUGUAUAUUUGUAUUUAUGUUUGACUCUGGUGGUUUUACGCUUCUGCAUUCGCUAACAAGGGUAAAUGAAAGUGGGACACUUUAAUCUGUCUGCCCACAGACUGUUAUACGUGCAAUCCAUUUUUUUUCCAUUCCAAAGUUCUGCAGGUAAGUCAGGUAUCGAAGUGAUUAUAAACAAAAAAAAACAUCAGAAACAAUAAGCUAAACAAAACAGACAAAACAGACAAAAGAGACAAAAGAGACCGAGACGUAUGCAUCGCACCGUGCUUCAGACAAGCUACAUUACUGUACAUUACUGUUCCUCCGGCUUCAAGUGGAAACACUGUAUAUGUACGUCUAUGCAAAAAAGAAGAGAAGAAAAUACAUGUUUAGACAUUAAAAUUUUAAUUUAAAUUUUCAAAGGUAACAAGAAACAAAAUCAAGGUGUGAAUAAAUCUCAUAUUGAUUUAAAAUAUCAUGAUUAGUCAUGAUAUCAUGAUAUUCCAAUUUGCAUUUUCCAAAAAUAACAAAUUAAGCAUAACACAAAACACAUUAAUACAUUUUUUAGUUUUCUGUCAUUGUUUUUGCUGUUCUGUUGUAUUGAUUGUUUUUCUUAGAAAAACAAAUCACAACAGAAAUUCAGUAUCACAUGACAAAAUAUAACAAAGAGUAUAAAGUAUAAGAUAAAUGCAAAAUUUUUUCUUAUUUCUCGUUUUCUUGGAUCGAACCAUCCCUAGUUUACCCUUGAUUAGCACCCGAUGCUUUGUCUGCACUAUUGUACAUAUUUUCUAUGAUGUUUUAAUAACCUUAUGGUGAAGUUGAUAAUUGUUGUAAAGCAUUUUGACUUUUGAACAUUGCGAAACAUCCAAAGAUGUGUUGUUUGAGAACAAACUUGAAAGUCUUUUUUCCUGAAAUCACGUUUUUAAAUACUUUUAAAUCUCCUUAAAAUUGCUCGACUAAAUCUGUUUUUCUUUUUAUUGUUAUAUUUUUUUUUCUUUUUUUUUUUUUUGCUAUGAUUUGCCGGUUGAAAGUGUCUUGCAGGUGCUCGUCUUGUACAGAAAUUAAAACAGGGAUUGUGUCCAACUUUUUGAUAUUAUCCUUCCUCUUUUUAUCUGAAUGAAUAUUGUACGUCAUUGUUGUCGGAACUGAAACGGAGAAAAAAAUAUUUUCAUGCUAUUUAUGCAUAUUUAAAUAGGCCUUGGCUAUAUUUUGCUAAGAUGUUUUAUAAAGACACUAAAAUGAUUGUGUCCUUGUUUGUAUAUAGGAGAGAUUUGGCCUUUUGUAAUAAGAGAACGUGUGUCUGUGUGCUGGUUAGGUUAUGAAUUUGCUCAUUUUAAGCUUUUUAAGCUUUUUUGAACUGGAAAUAAUACAGCAGUCAUCUCUGAACAUCCCUCGCUUUCAUUCUCUUUCUCUCUCUCUCUCUUUUUCUCUCACCGUCUAACACUUCCUCUCUGAAAGUGCAGAUGACUUUCACGAGCUUCAUCACAAAAAAGUGAUUUUAUUUUUUUUUUUGUUUGUUUUUUAGCUUUAAAACAAUUGGGACAGAAAUGAGGAAAAAUAAGGAAAAUAAGUUGAUUUAAUUGAGAAAUUUUAGUGGGUUUAGUGAAGGUCUGCACUAAGUCUUUAGGGGACUUUGAUACAUUGAUGAAAAUAUACUAUUUUGCACUAUUCGUUUAUGAGAAAACUAUAAAACUAUUAAAUCAUUUAUAUAAGAAUUUCCUGGGAAGUUAAAUAAAAAAAUGAUAGAAAUGACAGUCAUGGACAAUGUUUGAGACUUUACAGCACUUUACUGGUCUUAUCAGAGAUGGGUCUCCAUCACUUCACAGUUGCUUAUAAUAAAUGUGCGUUUCUGUUUUGUUUUGUAUUUUAAACGUCAUCCCUGGUAAACUGAACCAAAUCAAUGAAUAAAAGGUGUGGAAAUAAAAUUAAUAAAACAGCUUUUUGCAGACUGGUAA